Messenger RNA from Corylus avellana, 459 nucleotides. The record is from RefSeq and is a predicted model, not a curated record. Lineage: Eukaryota; Viridiplantae; Streptophyta; Magnoliopsida; Fagales; Betulaceae.
AUGGCUUCUACAAUUCCUCUUACGGCAAAAACUCUGACUAAGUAUAUGCAACUGGACUUUGCAGAGGAGAUGUUAACCCAGAUGUUUGCCGUGAUUGUCUCAAUAAUGCCACGUCUCUUCUCACGCAGUUUUGUCCCGAUCAAAAGGAGGCAAUUGGAUGCCAAUUGCGUGGACCAAUUCAACGAUGAUCUUAGUACCUUGUUGGAAAGCCUAAGAAGGGAAGCUGUAGCAGGUGGUUCUCUUCGUAAGUUUGCAGCGGGAAACGCAACAGCACCGAACUUUCAAACAUUAUAUGCACUUGUACGGUACACACCUGAUUUGUCUGAGAAAGAUUGCAGCGAUUGCUUACGUGGGGCGAUCGAAGGUAUUCCACAAUGUUGUGAUGGGAAGCAAGGUGGGAGAGUCGUUAAUCCAAGCUGUAAUAUCAAGUUUGAGGUCUACCCAGUACCCAUUCUAUAA